Messenger RNA from Emiliania huxleyi CCMP1516, 1740 nucleotides. RefSeq lists its product as hypothetical. The record is from RefSeq and is a predicted model, not a curated record. Gene Ontology annotation, molecular function: protein binding. NCBI's taxonomy places the organism in Eukaryota, Haptophyta, Isochrysidales, Noelaerhabdaceae. Bases 22 to 1518 code for a protein of 498 amino acids. The transcript is spliced from 6 exons.
CUUCGUCAAGCGAUCGCUUUCAUGGCGGCGCAUAGCUCUGGCGAUGGCUUCGCCGAGGAGGUGAACCUGACUGCCGCCCUCACCACGUUCACUUCGCCAGCCUCGGCGUGGACGAUCGGCGCUCACCUCGCCAGCGCCGUCAGCCUCGGCGUCCCUGAGGGGCGGCUGGCGCUCUGGCGCAAGCACGGCGGCGGCGAGCUGGAGCCGGCCCUCACGAGCGGCGCCGUCGCCCUCCUCGACGCGCAGUGGAUCAUCAGCCACGCCGAGGCGAGCGGCGUUCUCACUCACCGCCAGUCGCUGCCCAGAGAGGCCUUCCUCUCGCUCGCCGACCUUAUAUUCGCGAUGGCAGAUCCUGCGGUCUUUGGCCUGCCCGUCGCCGUGCUGUCCUGUCCGUGGCUCACAACAAGCCACCCCGACCCACGCGGAGCCAACCUCUCCCGUGUCGCAAAGGCGCUGAAGGCGCUGCUCGGCUCGUCCUACAUCAGCCGGCUAGGCGUCUUUUGGGACUUCGGCUCGCUGCACCAGCACCCCGACCCGGCCAACGGCGUCAUGCGCACCGAGGAGCAGAACGCGCUAUUCAAGCAGGGGCUGGACUGCCUCGGCACGCUCUACUCCCACCCGUUUACGACCGUGCUGCGCCUGACCUCCUUCCCGGACGGCCACAAGACGGAGGAGCAGCCCGAGGGCGCCAACGUGGCCGAGUACUUUGACCGCGGCUGGUGCUACGCCGAGAGCAGCUGGGCGAGUCUGACCAAGCGCGCGUCCUUUUCGCUCGACCUCGGCCGGAUGCGCCCCGACUGCGAGUACGACCGGCCCGGCCUCAUCUUCGAGUGCACGCGCGGCAACGGCUGGCGCCCUCCGCUGCUGCCGCCCCAGUUUGCGGCCGAGCUGGAGGCGAAGAGGGUCACCGAGGGCGAGGACAGGCCCGUCCUGCAGCGGCUGUACGAGGGCGCCUUCCAUUCGCAGCUCGGCAGGGCGACGCGGCUGGACUGCGCCAGCCUCGGCUGGGGCGACGCCGAGGCGUCGCAGCUCGCGGCGGUCCUCGCGAGCGGCGCGGCGCCGCGGCUCGAGCAGCUCGACUUGCUCGAGCAGCUCGACUUGUCCGGCAACCAGGUUGGCGACGCGGGGCUCGCGGCGCUAGAUGCCGACGGCUCAGAUCAGCUCCAGCUCGCGGAGCUCUCCGCCGCCCUCAACGCCGUGCCGCGGCUGGAGCGGGUCGACUUGCGCGCCAACCGGAUCGGCGACGGCGGCAUCAAGGCGCUAUCGGUCGCACUCGCCACGGACGGCACCGCCCCGCGGCUCGAGACGCUCAACCUCAGCAGCAAUAUGGCGCCCGCCCCUUCAUUAGGGGAGGCUAGCCAUGCACUGGCGGUGAGCGACGAGGGGCUCAAGGUGCUGGCUGUCGCGCUCAAGAAGAAGCAAGCCGCGCCGAGCCUGAAGAACCUCACCGUAGAGAGCAAGCCGAGCACCGAGCGUGUGGCUGGGUGUAAGAGAACCUGGGUUGUGGCGCGGCAUUGACCGUUGCGCCCCUGCGACGGUAAGGUAAGGUAAGGUAGAUUUCUCCACACACACAAAGUGGUGGGGCAAGGGGGGGCGACCCUCGCAUCUCCACGCCCGGACACGGGCAGGAGCCCCACGGCAUUCAAAGUGCAAGCACUGGCCCGGUGCACGUGGGUGAGCAGCCUGCCCCUCCCUCCCGACAAACCAACUCCCGCACACACACAAUCGCACUCUGGCCAU